AUGCAGCGGGAGCUGACUGGGGCCCCUCCCUCUGCAGAGAAGCGCCUCCUCCUGGUGAAGGAGCUGCAGAGCCUGCCCCUGGCCCAGAGGGACCACAUGCUUCGGGGGAUGCCCUUGGGCCUGGCUGAGAAACGCUGCCUGCGAGAGGAGAGCCGGACUCUGGCGGGGAAGCGCAGGGGCCCGCGGGGCCAGCGUGGGCUCUUCCCCUGCUGCGGCCGCCUCCGCGACGCCUGCGUCCUGGCCCUGCACAGCCUGGGGCUCGGGCUGCUCGCCCGCCUGCACAGCCUCACGCCCUGGCGCUACGCCCUGAAGCGGAUCGGGGGCCAGUUCGGCUCCAGCGUCCUCUCCUACUUCCUGUUCCUCAAGACCCUGCUGGCCUUCAACGCCCUCCUGCUGCUGCCCGAGCUGGCCUUCGUGGUGGGCGUGCAGGCCGCCUUCCCGCCCCCCGCGCCCCCGCGCCCCGGCCCCGCCUUCUCGGGCCUGGAGCUGCUCACCGGCGGGGGCCGCUUCACCCACACCGUCAUGUACUACGGCUACUACAGCAACCGCACGCUGAGCCAGCCGUGCGUGCCCGCCGCCGAGGGCGGCCAGUGCGGCCCCGACGCCGACAGCCUGCCCUACAACAUGCCCCUGGCCUACCUCUUCACCGUGGGCGUGGCCUUCUUCAUCACCUGCCUCACGCUGGUGUACAGCAUGAGCUGGGGCGACCAGUGGCAUGGGGGGCGGGAGGGAGGCCACCCCUCGGUCCCUGUGUGCGUGUCUGCCGCGGGCUUCGUGACGGGUCGCUGCCGCCCCCAGGAGCUGCUGGCCGAGUGGCAGCUGCGGCAGGGCCCCCGGAGCGCGUGCGGGCGGCUGCGGCAGGUGGCCGCGCUGGGGCUCGUGUGGCUGCUGUGCCUGGCGACCACGCUGGGCUGCACCGUCGCCGUGUACGCCUUCUCGGAGCUCAUGAUCCAGACCCCCGUGUCUGCUGACCGAGAGGGGGCGCUGCUGGCCCUGCCGCUGGUGGUCUGCCUCCUCAACCUGGGGGCCCCCUACCUGUACCGCUGCCUGGCCGCCCUGGAGCAUCAUGACUCCCCGGUGCUGGAGGUGUACGUGGCCGUCUGCAGGAACCUCAUCCUCAAGAUGGUCAUUCUGGGGGUUCUUUGCUACCACUGGCUGGGCCGCAGGGUGGGCACCCUGAGGGACCAGUGCUGGGAGAACUUUGUGGGCCAGGAGCUGUACCGGCUCAUGGUGCUGGAUUUCAUCUUCGUGCUGCUGGACACGCUUUUCGGGGAGCUGGUGUGGAGGUGAGGCCCCUGGCCCUGCACCUGCCUCCUGGG
This is a messenger RNA of Hyaena hyaena (striped hyena), 1319 nucleotides long. RefSeq names its product transmembrane channel-like protein 6. Gene Ontology annotation, cellular component: plasma membrane. The record is from RefSeq and is a predicted model, not a curated record. Lineage: Eukaryota; Metazoa; Chordata; Mammalia; Carnivora; Hyaenidae. The transcript has 9 exons. Gene Ontology annotation, molecular function: mechanosensitive monoatomic ion channel activity. The coding region runs from base 1 to 1290 and encodes 429 amino acids.